Messenger RNA from Acytostelium subglobosum LB1, 369 nucleotides. RefSeq lists its product as hypothetical. The record is from RefSeq and is a predicted model, not a curated record. Gene Ontology annotation, biological process: ribosomal large subunit assembly; translation. NCBI's taxonomy places the organism in Eukaryota, Evosea, Eumycetozoa, Acytosteliales, Acytosteliaceae. Gene Ontology annotation, cellular component: ribosome. Gene Ontology annotation, molecular function: structural constituent of ribosome; rRNA binding. The annotation marks the transcript as partial. The transcript has 2 exons.
UAUAUAUACUUACAUACAAUGAACAUCGACAAGAUAUUCAAGCUGGCCAAGGGCUUCUACGGACGCUCAAAGAACUGUAAAUCGUUGGCACGCGAGCGUGUCGAGAAGGGACUCGAGUACAACUACGUCUCACGCAGACUGAUAAAGAGAGACAUGCGAGCAAUGUGGAUCCAGCGUAUAAACGCCGGUGUCAGACAGCAUGACCUCACCUACAACAGCUUCGCAAGGGCAUUGGUCGCAUCCAAUAUAGUACUAAAUAGAAAAAUACUAUCUGAACUGGCGAUAACAGAGCCAUAUAGUUUUAAGGCAUUGACAGACUUGGCGAAGGGUACACUAUCAAAGCUUCAAGGCACAACAUACAACCUCAAG